CGACUGGGCGCGGGUCAGCGUCGGGGCAGGACUCAGGCUCGCACCCCGGUCCCGCCGCGCGGCUUCUGAUCACUCCGACUCUCCAGAGUCCGGGCGGGGAGGAGGUUGUGCUGCGCUGGGAGGGGAGGAGAGGAGGUCGGAGUUGGGACAGAUCCCGGCUGGAGGGCUGCAAGUCACGCAGAGAUCGCCUACCCCCCACCCCUCACCCCCUUCCUGCACCCGUGCUGGUAUCGUCCUGGGCCCGCAGGUGCUGCGCGGCAUUCCAAAGGGCCUGGCCUGUUGGAGGCCCGUCAUUCCCUUCGCACAUUGGUGGAAGCGAGAGAAGUGCUGCGUGCCUCAGUUUCCCCCCUAGCUUCUCCCAUACAUACCCCGCCCCUCUCCCAGCAGCUCUGGAAAUGCUUAGUGCGCCGGCCCUCGGCAGAUGGCAGGGACUUAAUUCCGCCCGCUGCCCAGCUUGGCCUCAGGCUAAUCGGCCCUGGUCCCAGCCCCAGCCCCUCGCCCUCCUCUGUCAGCGCUCACUGCGCAGCAGGCCCGGAGCCCAGACAUAGGGCAGUGGAGCCUUCACACAACCCACGCCAGUUCAUCGUCUUCUCAUUCAGCCCCUUCCUUUGGCUUUUGGGGGAAGAACAGGGAAAGACGAGGUGGGAGUGGGCGGGAGCCUAAGAGACAGGGCGCUGCAGCUGCAGUAAGGCCUUGUCCGAACCUGAGCAAUGGGGUGCGAGAGCCUCCUCGGCCUUGAGCUUAGUCGUCUGUCUGCUGUGGGUUGCUAUUGCAUGACCUCUAAGUCGCUUGGACAUCAAAGGGAGAGGUGGUUGGGGGAGGCGAGUUUGCAGGUGUUUUCUCAGUGUCUACUGGUCUGUGCUCCACCAGCCCACUUUUCUAGGGACUUGAGUGGAAGCUAGCUCAGGCUUCUCCAGGUUGGGAGAGAGCCAGACUGAGGAGGGCCCUUGCUGUCCAUCAGGGGUGAAGGGCUUUGUUAAAACCCCAUCUGCAGAAUUGAGUGGGGGGAGGGGGGGGGGAGAACUCCCCUUUCUGCCUCUAGUUGGUACCCUUUCCCCCACCCCCACCUUGGUCCCAGCAAUGCCAGCUGCCACCUGCUGGGACUAUCUCCAGUUACAGUCUGAAGGCUGGAAAGAGGUGAUAGAAUUGGCCCUGGGAAAUGGCUUGCUUGCUUGUAUCCUGGACAGGGAGUGUGUGUGGGACCUGCUGCCAUGGGGGACAUGAAAACCCCUGAUUUUGAUGACCUCCUUGCUGCCUUUGAUAUCCCUGACAUUGACGCAAAUGAAGCCAUCCACUCUGGGCCAGAAGAAAAUGAGGGACCAGGAGGCCAAGGAAAGCCAGAAUCCAGUGUAGGGAGUGAAUCUGGAGAUGCAACAGCUGGUGGGGCUGGCUCUGGGGUUCCAGCCCAGGUCUCUGAUCAUGGCUUGCCGCCGCCAGACAUCUCGGCAGUCAGCGUCAUUGUCAAGAACACUGUAUGUCCUGAGCAGUCUGAGACACUGGCUGGGGGUUCAGGAGGGGAAGGGGCCCGGAAUGGAGGGGUGACUAAGGAAGGACCUGUGGGGCAUCGUCUGAUACAAAAUGGUUUUGGGGGCCCUGAGCCAUCCCUCCCAGGAACUCCCCACUCUCCAACUCCUUCAAGUGUGGGUACCUGGAAAGAAAAAGCCAUAGAAGGCAAAGCUCCCUUGGAUCUCUUUGCUCAUUUUGGGCCUGAGCCAGGGGAGCAUCCUGAUCCCCUGCCUCCCUCUGCACCUUCCCCACCUCGGGAAGGGGCCAUGACUCCCCCUCCUUUCCCCUCUCCCUUUGAGCUGGCCCGGGAGAAUGGCCCAGCCCUGUUGCCAUCUGAUUCUUCCCCACCGCUGGGGGCCUUGAAACAGGGCAGCAGCAGCCCCAUCCAUCUCCAGGGCCUAGCCCGGCUAGGCUCAAGCUCCAGCCCUGAGGCCACGGGCAUCCCUGCCAGCGCCUCACCUCCCCGGGUUGCUGAGGUACCUUUCUUCAAGCAGUCUCCAGGACACCAGAGCCCUUUUGCCUCUCCCAAAGUGCCCGGCUGUCAGCCUCUAAAAGAAGAGGAAGAAGAUGAUGAGGGGCCAGUGGACAAGUCUCCCCCAGGAAGCCCUCAGAGUCCCUCUAGUGGGGCUGAAGCAGCAGACGAGGAUAGCAAUGACUCCCCUGCUUCCUCCAGCUCCUCUAGGCCCCUCAAGGUGCGGAUCAAGACCAUUAAGACGUCCUGUGGGAAUAUCACAAGGACUGUAACCCGGGUUCCCUCAGACCCUGAUCCCCCUGCUCCUCGGGCCGAGGGGUCCUUCUUGGCUGAGACUAACCUCCUGAAGCUGUCUCCAGCACUCCCAACCCCUGAGGGUCCUAAGGUAGUGAGUGUCCAGUUGGGUGAUGGCACGAGGCUAAAGGGCACUGUACUGCCUGUGGCCACCAUCCAGAACGCCAGCACUGCCAUGCUGAUGGCGGCCAGUGUGGCCCGCAAAGCUGUGGUUCUGCCUGGGGGGAAUGCCACUAGCCCAAAGACGAUGGCUAAGAAUGUGCUAGGCCUGGUGCCUCAAGCCCUGCCCAAAGCAGACGGGCGGGCAGGGCUGGGGACAGGAGGGCAGAAAGUGAACGGUGCCUCAGUGGUAAUGGUACAGCCUUCGAAGCCGGCCACUGGGCCCGGAGCAGGGGGUGGCACGGUGAUUUCACGGACCCAGUCCAGCCUGGUGGAGGCCUUCAACAAGAUCCUCAACAGCAAGAACCUCUUGCCUGCCUACAGGCCAAACCUGAGUCCACCAGCUGAGGCCGGGCUGGCCUUGCCUCCCACGGGCUACCGUUGCCUUGAGUGUGGGGAUGCUUUCUCACUGGAGAAGAGCCUGGCACGGCACUAUGACCGCCGGAGCAUGCGCAUUGAGGUCACCUGCAACCAUUGUGCCCGCCGCCUGGUCUUCUUCAACAAGUGCAGCCUCCUGCUGCAUGCACGAGAGCACAAGGACAAGGGGCUCGUCAUGCAGUGCUCACAUUUGGUCAUGAGGCCUGUAGCCCUUGACCAGAUGGUGGGGCAGCCGGACAUCACACCCCUGUUGCCUGUGACUGUCCCACCUGCCCCUGGACCUCCAGUCCUGUCUGCAUUGGGCAAGGGCGAGGGGGCUGUCACCUCCUCCACCGUUACUACAGUUGCUGCUGAGGCCCCCGUGCUGCCACUCUCAGCUGAGCCACCUACUGCCCCUGCCACCUCUGCUUACACCUGCUUUCGCUGCCUGGAGUGCAAGGAGCAGUGCCGGGACAAGGCUGGCAUGGCCGCCCACUUCCAGCAGCUCGGGGCCCCUGCACCUGGGGCUACCAGCAAUGUGUGUCCAACCUGCCCCAUGAUGCUCUCUAAUCGCUGCAGCUUCAGUGCCCAUCAGCGCAUGCAUAAGAAUCGACCCCCCCAUGUCUGCCCUGAGUGUGGGGGCAACUUCCUGCAAGCCAAUUUUCAGACCCAUCUCCGGGAGGCCUGUCUGCAUUUCUCUCGCCGCGUAGGAUACAGGUGCCCCAGCUGUUCAGUGGUAUUUGGGGGUGUGAACUCUAUCAAGUCUCACAUCCAGACGUCGCACUGCGAGGUUUUCCACAAGUGCCCCAUCUGCCCCAUGGCCUUCAAGUCUGCACCCAGCGCCCAUGCCCACCUCUACACCCAGCAUCCUAGCUUCCACACUCAGCAGGCCAAGCUGAUCUACAAGUGCGCCAUGUGUGAUACAGUCUUCACUCACAAACCCCUCCUCUCCUCACACUUUGACCAGCAUUUGCUGCCCCAGCGUGUCAGUGUCUUUAAGUGCCCAUCCUGUCCUCUGCUCUUUGCCCAAAAAAGGACCAUGCUAGAACAUCUCAAGAACACUCAUCAGUCUGGGCGCUUAGGGGAGGAGACUACUGGGAAGGGGGCCGGGGGUGCCCUUCUGACCCCUAAGACUGAACCCGAGGAGCUGGCUGUGUCUCGGGGAGGGGCAGCUCCCCCCACUGAAGAAUCAUCUUCAUCUUCAGAAGAGGAGGAACUACCCAGCUCCCCUGAGCCCCCCCGUCCAACCAAGCGACCCCGGCGGGAACUGGGGGGCAAAGGCAUCAAGGGCGGGGGUGGGGGGCCUGGAGGCUGGACAUGUGGCCUUUGUCACUCCUGGUUCCCUGAGCGUGAUGAAUAUGUGGCUCACAUGAAGAAGGAGCAUGGCAAGUCAGUGAAAAAGUUUCCCUGUCGCCUGUGUGAGCGCUCCUUCUGCUCCGCCCCCAGCCUGAGGCGCCACGUCAGGGUCAAUCACGAGGGUAUCAAGCGAGUUUAUCCAUGCAGGUAUUGCACAGAGGGAAAACGCACCUUCAGCAGCCGUCUGAUCCUGGAGAAACAUGUCCAGGUCCGGCACGGCUUGCAGCUUGGGGCCCAGUCCCCUGGCCGGGGGAGUGCUCUGGCUCGGGGCCCCGGUGCCAGAGCCCAGGGGCCAGGACGGAAACGCCGCCAGUCUUCUGACUCUUGCAGUGAGGAGCCUGAUAGCACAACACCGCCGGCCAAGUCCCCCAGGGGUGGACCUGGGGCUGGAGGCCAUGGCCCCUUGCGCCACCGCAGCAGUGGCUCUGCAGAGCAAAGCCUCAUGGUGGGGUUGAGGGUGGAUGGUGGUGCCCAGCAGUGCCUCGACUGUGGCUUGUGUUUUGCCUCCCCUGGCUCCCUGAGCCGGCACCGUUUCAUCAGCCACAAGAAGAGACGGGGUGCGGGUAGUGCCAGUGCCCUGGGGCUGGGGGAUGGGGAGGAAGAGGCCCCCCCUCCAUCAAGGUCUGACCCAGAGGGUGGCGAUUCACCCUUGCCUGCUUCUGGAGGCCCAUUGACCUGUAAGGUCUGUGGCAAGAGCUGCGACAGUCCUCUCAAUCUCAAGACCCACUUCCGCACGCAUGGCAUGGCAUUCAUCAGGGCUCGGCAGGGGGGCAUUGGUGACAACUAGGCCCCAGGCCCGGGACUGACCAGCCCCUUUCUCCUCCCCAGGAGCCUGAGUUUCACUGCUGCUGCCUGAUCCCUGGGCUUGGGGAAUUUUAAGAUUCACAUUCUCCACCUCAACACCUCACCCCUCCAAGAAAAAAAAAAGCUUUUGAGGAUUAUACUUAUUUGCAACCCCCUCCUUGGGUCUGGCACUUGGGUCCUACUAGAGUGGGCCCUCUAUUCCUCUUUUCCGAGUCCAACACUAAUUAUCCUCCUGCAGAACCCCCAGUUUGGGAUUGGGGGUAGGAGGAAGGGACUGUCUUAUGCCUACUAGACAGAGGUGCAGGAAGGACCAAUGCUGGGGGCAUGCUAUGGACACACUCCUCCUCUCCUUCAGGUACAGGUGACAUUUUCCUUUGGGCCUGUCCCUAUCCUUCCUAGCACCCCUCACCUCCCCCCAACAGUCCCUGGCACUCAAGCCCCUACCCCUGCAGUGCCUUUCACUUUUUUUCCCCCUCCAGAAAUCCACAGGGGGGUUGGUGGGGACGAGUCCUGUCAAGGGGGCCCAGGGAGAGGAGGGGACAGGCUCUCAGGAAUCCUUUAUUCUUGUAGUAAUAAUAAUAGUAAUACUAACAGUGGGAGAAACGGGAGGGAGAAAACCAGAUCAUUAAAAUUGCUCAUGGUUUAAUCCCCAUUCAGGCUCCUCUCUUUAUGUGACUUGGUCAAUGUGGACUUGACAGAGGAGGGGGCAGGAGUCAAAACUGGGGCGGUCCUUCUCUGGGAAGAUGGAGUUUGGGCCAAGGCAAGGAAAAAGCAGCUUUCCUCCACACCUUUCUGUGUGAUGCCUUUCAUAACUUGGACACUGAGGCGUCUGUUAACUCCAUACCACCCGUGGCCCCUCUCCCCCCAAAUAUUCAGAGAAGACACAGAUAGCUAACUAAGGACUUUAUUUCAAACAAACAAAUUAAAAAAUUGAGAGCUAUUUCCUUGGGUGUGGGGAAGGGAUCAGAGCAAGGAAUUCCCCCAUGGCUAGGCCAAGACCCCCACAUAUUGGAAGGGUUGUGGUAAUUCCCUUCCUCAUGCCUGUGAUGGGGAACCUCAGCAAGUGCAGGACCCUGUGCCAGAGCCUACCUAUCAAGGUGAACUCGGGCAAGGGGUCAGUCCUGGGAGCAGACAGUCGGGCAGCAGCAUGGCCAAAGGCCAACCACAGGAUCAAGUCCUAAGUACCAAGAACCUGCUCUUUUCUCCCCUUCCUGGGACCCAGAACGGAUUGAGAGGAGAGCCUGUGGAAAGAGCCUCUUAGACCCUGGUGAAGAGAAAGGUCCCACAUUCAUCAUCUCUGUUCUCUGGAGGGCAGUGAGUCCUGGCAUCUGUCAGGUGGUAAUACUGACACAGCUGGGGAACAGCGGAGCCCCAGCAAGUCUGGACCCCCAUGGCUGGCUCUCCUAACCCUCCCACCCCCCCACCCCCUCCCUAGCAAGCUCUUACAGUUACCACAUGAUCCUUUGUAUCUCCUGCCUUCCAUUUCCCUUGGGUGGAUGGGUGGGUGGGUGGGGUUUCCUGGUUUGGGGUUUAUCAGACAAGGACUCUCACAGGGAGGGUCCCCUGGAUCCCCCCCACCGCUUCUGGGCCUGAGAGUGAGGGUGUCACAUGAUGCCGUUGGUGAGGUACUGGAAGCCAUCAUAGAGUUUGGUGGUGAUAGACCGCAUGCUGCCAUCCACCAUCUGCUCCACCAGCAGCUGGAGCUGCUCCUCAGUCAUGCUCAUGUGGAACCUCUCUUUGAGGUUUCGGAUGGUGCUGGAGCCAUGGAAGCAAGGAAGCUGAGAACCUGGAGGGAAGCAGUGGGGAUAGAGGAUCAUGGAUGAAUAGAAGAGAGAAGUAGCCACAGCAAAUGCAGAGCCAGGGGUAUCUGAAAGGUCCCUUCCCCUCCCCACCUCAGAGAGAGCCCUGACGGUGUGGAUGCAAUUUUGCGUGGACAGAGAGAAGGGAGGAAGGCGGGAGGCCCUGUCUUGAGCCCAUCUUCAUCCCACGCUCCUAAGUCCUGUAGGUGAGGGCAGAGGAGGUGACAGGGCCAACACCGUGACUCCCCCUAUAAGGGCUGAGGGAGCAGGAUCUUAGGGUCCAGAGGGAAGAAUGGGAAGAGGCUCUGGGGAAUGAGCCCUGAUCUGGGCACUUAUCUGGUUGCAGGCCUCUGCCUAUGCUAUGUCUGACACUCACAGAUGACCUGGGCCACCGUCAUCAUGGGGCCAGACGGGGAUGCUCCUGAGCAACGGCGACAACCUGCGGGUUGGGGCAGGGGUGGGGAGGAGGAGACUGGCAGCUCAGACUGUAUGCCUGAGCCUUAAAUAGAGGGGCUGGGGACAAGGGCCGUGAGGAACUAGGAAAGGAGGGGAUCCUGGAAAAAAAAAAGACUAUGGGUAGCAAGGAAGUGAGGAAACAGCCUAGUAGAGGAAAAUGAAAAUGGACAGAGGAAAUAAUUCUCAGCUCAAAGCAGGAGAGCUGAACAGUGGGAAAGGGAAGGGGUAACUUGGGGUAGUGUGGCUGAGGACAGGAGAAUCAGAUAUUGAAGUGAAAUGGGGAGAAAAAUGGUGCUCAGAGACACUGAGUUGGCAAAGAGAUGGGAGCUGAAAGAGAUGGAAGAAGACCUUCAGAGCUGGACAACGGAUGGGGAGAUCAGAAGGGACAAGGAGGCUGGAGGACACCAAGUAGGAACACCUAGGAGGUAGUUUCUCCUGCCCCCUAGGACCUAGCUCUGCCAGGAUUCAGGAGAAAUGUCCUGAAGGAGAAACAAGGCACUGGAUCAGAGCUGGAAACCCUCUGUGGGCCUCCCACCCAAGCCUUGGGAUGAAUGAACUUUCUGAAAUUCCAUGUUCCAGAGCUCCAAGAUAAGUGGGAAUCCUGAGGCACUGCCCUCUACACAAACACCUGGUCUCUCCCCAGUCCCACCUUGCUGCAUGAUCUCCACGAUCUGCACCACCUUAUCCAUGUGUUUCCGGGCAGCGAUCAGCCCCUGCAGCAUUAGCAUCUUGUAGUAAUUGAACAUGUCUCCAUCUAGGCCUCCCAUCACCUGGGGAGGGAGGAGAGAGUUGUGCAUAAAAGGCCUCAGUGUAGGAACAGCCAGUCUCCAAACAGGCCUACUAGAACUCCCCUUCCCCACCUGGGGAAAACAAACCAGGCUCCUUUAUUUCCCCACUGCCUCAUCAGGAAAUCCUGACUUACUGUCAUUUCUUUCUGUUUCUCCCUAAUUUAGGGAGGAGCCCCAUCAGCUACCCGUCCCAGACAGAGAAAAAACACAGUGACCCUGAAGACACCUCUCCUUCCUGACUCACGUCCACAAACUCUGUGGUCAGCUUAAAGGCUGAUGUCUCAAAGCCCAGGUUUCGGGGUGAGCUGGAAAGGAUGAAGCCAAAGUCGAUGUGGAUGAUGUGGCCUUCUGCGUCCAAAAGGAUGUUCCCAUUGUGUCUGAGGAGGGAGGGGAGAGGAGAGGAAGAGGCAGUUGUAAGUCAGACGGGCCGGAACCUCAAACUGCAAUACAUUUGGCCACAUGACACGAGGCAGAGGAGUACCCUGCCUUAUUUCCUGCUGCCUGUAACUCUGUAUCCAGUCUUCUAAAACUUAAAGCUAUCAGUGGAAAGAAAGGAAGCCAGAAAAGAAAACUGCUAUCAAAGGGGUCUGAAGUUGCUAUUACUAACAAUUUAUUAAAAACAGUGUAAGAUUA
Choloepus didactylus (southern two-toed sloth) is the source of this 8624-nucleotide messenger RNA. RefSeq names its product zinc finger protein 687 (gene ZNF687). NCBI's taxonomy places the organism in Eukaryota, Metazoa, Chordata, Mammalia, Pilosa, Megalonychidae. The transcript has 9 exons. The record is from RefSeq and is a predicted model, not a curated record. The coding region runs from base 1212 to 4931 and encodes 1239 amino acids.